CGUGCUUUUCUUUUUGGUGGAAUCACGAAUGACAGCGAGGACCCGAAAAAUAACAUUCCAAGGUAUCUUAACGACUUAUAUACGCUAGAGCUUCGGCCUAAUUCCUCAGCAAUGUGUUGGGAUAUUCCAAUUACCUAUGGACAGCCACCUUCGCCUCGGGAAUCUCAUACCGCAGUCGCAUAUCAAGUCAUGGAUGGGUUGAUUAAAAAGUGGCGCCUAUUGGUAUAUGGUGGCAUGACGGGUUGUCGCCUUGGUGAUCUUUGGCAACUCGAAAUCGAUACAAUGACGUGGACAAAACCCACCGUUUCGGGAGAUCUUCCCGCUCCUCGCAGUCUGCAUAGUGCUACGGUGAUUGGCAACCGUAUGUUUGUGUUCGGUGGAUGGGUACCUUUGGUCAUGGAUGAUAUGAAAACAACAGUCGAAAAAGAAUGGAAGUGUACGAACACUCUUGCUAGCCUCAAUCUCGACACAAUGUCGUGGGAACCGAUCCAAAUGGAAAUCUUCGAUGAUAGUCUUGUACCACGUGCGCGAGCAGGCCAUUGUGCAGUUGCCGUCAGCACACGUCUUUAUAUAUGGUCUGGUCGUGACGGUUAUAGGAAAGCCUGGAACAAUCAGGUGUGCUUUAAGGAUUUAUGGUUUCUGGAGACUGAUAAACCGCCUGCUCCGAGCCGGGUUCAGCUUGUCCGAGCCGGCACACAGAGUCUUGAUGUCACAUGGGGUUCCGUGCCAACAGCUGAUGCUUACAUACUUCAAAUUCAGAAAUAUGAUGUCUCAACAUCCUCAUCUGCUCAAAGUCCUCCGGUGGGUUCUCGAUUGAAUCCUACUCUUGCACUUGAUGCUCCUCAAGCCAAGUCUCCAGUCGGUGGACUUACUUCGUCCGCUGCACCAGGUCAAGUAGGUAUACUUCGUCACGCCUUGCAGCGUUUUACGGCCCCAUCGACUGCCACUGUUAGUGCCGCUUCCUUGCAAGCUUUGGCAAACGUAGCUACGGCUACGCCUGUCCGCACAAUUUCAGCGGUGGCCAGCCCUCAAUCUACAUCCGUCGUCGGAGUUGCUGCUAGCCCACGGGUCCCUACCGUCGUUACGCCCACGGGGCUCAAAAUUACUCCCGUUCCCACCAGUGCGGUCACUGGUCGUGCGGCGAUCCUUGUUGCAGCUCAGUCACAACCACAACAUCCUCAGGCAACAGGUUUAAUUCGAGCGGCAAAUGUGGUUACGGCUCAAACAAAACCACAGGUAAUCUGUCUUUUAAUCGAUAACCUAACUCCCCAACAUUAUUUCGUUGCCGAAAAUCCGUUUAGAUAUUUACACGUUGUUGUUCUUCAGAUACUUGCAGCGGGUACCGCAAAGCAGAUUGUCACGCCCAGCGCUAGUGCUCCGAGUGGUAUUACUGUGAGUUCUGUGACAUCCAGUGCCACAGCCGGUGGCUCGGGAUCGACCGGUUCUGUUGUUCAUCUUGUUAAGACUCCAACGGGCUUGAUUCGACCCAUAAAAUUUUUGUCUCCUGCUAAUGCCGUUGGAUCACAGCAGCAUAUUAAUGUUUCGUCGAAGACUAUUUCCAUCCAUACACCGCAAGGUAGCAACCCAAAAGUAAUUAAGGCAUUCCCUGCAAACGUAAUUCCAAAAUCUGGUACCGGCAAGCCAAUUUUCAUCACGAGUGGAGCAGCAGCACGUCCAGUUACACCAGCAGCAGAUAACGCCCCGAACAAUUCUGUUUCUAGGCAACCUCAGGUGGUCAUUGUUGGAUCGUCUGCCCGGCCCGUAACCAACACUUUGGGUUCUGCAAUGUCUGGCAAUGACCAAGAUGGGGGACAGUUGGAUUCAAGCAAAACCCUUGCUCCCACUCUACCUCAGCUUGACGGAACGGUGGAUGAGGCAGACAAUGGGUCGGAUUCUGCUGAAGGCUAUGAAGCGGAACAACUUGCAGGUCACGCUGAGGAGAAUGAAAAUAUUCAGACGACAGAUUCAGCUGCAAAGAAAUGCGACUUGACUAGCGUAGCUGAUGUGAGUGCUUUGGUGGAUAACAUGGCAGCCGAAGCAGCUGCCGAGUUAUUAGCAGAUGUUGAAAACACUUCCGAUGUGCCCACCUCCACUCCAGAUGGAGAUAAUAGCAAACUUCCCGUCACCGUUACCAACAUUGGAAACGUCUCCGAGGCACCUGGUGCUACUUCAGAAUCCCAUCCUCAUGUGGGUGGUGACAGCGGGAGCAACAAAAUUGAAGCAAAGGCUAGCGACCCGCUCGUGACUCUAGCGUCUGUUGCGACUAAACGUGGAGAUAACACCGAAGAGGACGAGAGUCAGGCAGAUGUGGAAUCUCUACUUGAAAAUUCAAAAAGGCUUAAGCAGCAGCCGACGCGCUCGGUUCCUCUUACCAUGGCAGUCUCGACGCCUUCCUCGAAAGUGACUUUAGCGCCUCGAAUAUUAACACCUUCGGUUACUUCUGCAGUGGGCGCAGGAGGAAAUCAGCUUAUUCAAACAAAUACACCAGGCGGUGGGAUGCUGACAGCCCGUAGCGACAGUGCGUGGCACGAUGUUGGCGUUAUCAAGCAACCAAAGUUCUCGGUCUCAAUGUACUCAGCGCAUACGAACGAUGCUGGAAUCAGCGUUGAGGCUCUUGAUGCUCUCCAAGGUCCCAAUGGGAUUGGUCCUAACGGCGUUCCUCCACAGGGGCCAAAAAUCGCUCUCACACCGGGCACAGCCUACAAGUUCCGUGUUGCUGGACUGAAUGCUUGUGGGCGAGGUCCCUGGUCUGAAAUAUCUGCUUUUAAAACCUGUUUACCAGGUUUUCCAGGUGCCCCAAGUGCCAUAAAGAUCACAACAAAUGAACAGGGUGCCCAGCUAACGUGGGAACCGCCACAAAAUACAGCUGGUCGCAUAAUCGAAUAUUCUGUUUAUCUGGCUGUACGAUCACAAUCAGGAGCCGGGAAGGAAUCGCAAGAAGCAAAAAUGGGAGCGAUGCCUUCUGGUAUGGCAUUCGUUCGUGUUUACGCUGGCCCUCAGCCAAGUGCUCUAGUCAUGCAUACGGUUCUUGCUAAGGCUCAUUUGGACGUGAGUUCCAAACCUGCUGUAAUCUUUCGUAUUGCCGCAUGUAACGAAAAGGGUUACGGCCCAGCGACACAAGUGCGUUGGCUUCAAGAGUCUCAUAGCUUUGGACAAGGACUGCCAACACCUGGUAGCGCGUCAGUUGAUGCGGCUCCAGGUGGGUCUUCUCCAACCUCUGGGAGCUUGAAGAAAACUCCGCCUUUGGAGGGGCCCCAGCCCUCCGGAUCUACUGAAGGAACCUAUAUAUCUCCUGUGAAGCGCAUCAAGAAGCAAGAUGACCAACCCUAA
Messenger RNA from Hydatigera taeniaeformis, 3330 nucleotides. The record is from the annotation of a GenBank genome assembly. Lineage: Eukaryota; Metazoa; Platyhelminthes; Cestoda; Cyclophyllidea; Taeniidae.